AACAUGAAGAGAACCCGACCCCUUGUGUGUGUAAUUUAGUUGUUUAUUGUUUAUAGCACCACACGCACAAAGUGAGAUAGAAAGAGAGUAAAAAGAGGUUGUUCUGUUCAUCCAACUCUUAAAAAAAAAACAGUGAAAGAGUGUAACUAAAGUUUCUUAGAGUAUCACUCGUCAUAUAUGUUACAUGGACAUGGCUUUGGCUGUGUUUCCAAGUUCAAAAUCAAAACUCAGAAAGACACAAACUCGUUCUCUUGGUGAAACAAGACAACACAAAUGUGGACAAAAACACACAGGGAAACGAAGUUUCAUAAACAUGAAUUUUAGUCUAUGUUUGCGCUCCCCAAUCGCUUCCCUCCUUGUACAUUUUCUCUUUGUCUUUUCUACCCUUUGUUCUGUUCAUUCUUCACAAUUUGGUGACCACCACCUUGUUGCAAAUCAAACUUUUCGGCCGAAGGAAGAGUUGCGCAAGUUGAACGCCAUCAGAAAUCGGCUUCAGCGAAUCAACAAGCCUCCUGUUAAGACAAUUCAGAGUCCUGAUGGAGAUAUAAUAGACUGUGUUGUGUCUCAUAUGCAACAUGCUUUUGAUCAUCCUCUACUAAAAGGACAAAAACCAUUGGAUCCUCCAGAAAGACCAAGAGGGCAUAACCAAAUGGAUGAUGGUGAUUUGAGUGAGAAUUUUCAGUUAUGGAGUUUCUCUGGAGAGUCAUGUCCUGAAGGAACGAUUCCAAUUAGAAGAACAACGGAACAAGACAUGUUGAGAGCAACCUCUGUUCGCAGAUUUGGAAGGAAAAAAAUAAUAAACCGUGUCAGAAGGGACACCAGCGGCAAUGGACAUGAGCAUGCAAUUGGGUAUGUGACAGGAGAUCAGUACUACGGAUCAAAGGCUAGCAUAAACGUGUGGGCACCCCUUGUGGAAAACCCAUAUGAAUUCAGCUUGUCUCAAAUGUGGGUCAUUUCUGGUUCAUUUGGGGAUGAUCUCAACACCAUUGAGGCUGGUUGGCAGGUCAGCCCGGAGCUAUAUGGGGACAGCUACCCUAGAUUCUUUACUUAUUGGACGACUGAUGCAUAUCAAGCAACUGGGUGUUACAAUUUACUAUGCUCAGGCUUUGUUCAAACAAACAGUAAAAUUGCAAUUGGAGCAGCAAUCUCUCCAACUUCUUCAUAUAGUGGUGGACAAUUUGAUAUUAGCUUACUCAUUUGGAAGGAUCCAAAGCAUGGUAAUUGGUGGCUUGAAUUUGGAUCAGGGAUCCUAGUUGGAUACUGGCCAUCCUUCUUGUUCACCCACUUAGGGGAUCAUGCAAGCAUGAUUCAAUUUGGUGGAGAAAUAGUGAAUUCAGGGUCAUCAGGGUCUCACACUUCCACCCAAAUGGGUAGUGGACAUUUUGCUGAAGAGGGUUUUGCAAAAGCUUCAUAUUUUAGGAACAUGCAAGUUGUGGAUUGGGAUAACAACUUGAUUCCCUUGUCAAAUUUAAAGGUUCUAGCUGAUCACCCCAAUUGCUAUGACAUACAAGGAGGGGUUAAUAAUGCGUGGGGGAAUUAUUUUUACUAUGGUGGACCCGGCAGAAAUGUAAAGUGUCCCUAAGGGAAUCAAUGAUAUAGAAUUUAUAGGUAAAGGUGAACCCUUUUUUUUGUAUCUUUAAUUCCUUUUGGGCAUUUUAGGGGGAUAGGGUUUUGUUCUCAAGCUCAAUCAAUGAACUUGGGUCAUUUAUUUUUUAUAUUAAAUUAAGGUUCUUAAUAAUUUAUUUAUUUUAUUUUGACUAACAGGUUAUAAACACACCAUUACCACCUGGACUCUUUUUGUAUAUCUUGGAAGAGAAAUAGUAAAUAUACUGCCUCUAUUAAUGGCAUCCCUUCCCCUGCCCAAAUUCCAGCAGUGUUCCUUCUAUAUUUCUUUCUCAUCUUCAAAUACUUAUAAAUUAUAAUAAUA
Messenger RNA from Glycine soja, 1927 nucleotides. RefSeq lists its product as uncharacterized. The transcript is spliced from 7 exons. The coding region runs from base 185 to 1582 and encodes 465 amino acids. The record is from RefSeq and is a predicted model, not a curated record. NCBI's taxonomy places the organism in Eukaryota, Viridiplantae, Streptophyta, Magnoliopsida, Fabales, Fabaceae.